AAAGAAAAAAAAAAAGAAAAAAAAAGGAAGAAGAGGAAGAAAAAAGAAGACAAAACAUAGUAAUCUAACGUCUGCGUCUUUGUCUUCUAAAGCCAUUUAUCCUACAUAUAUUCGAUGAUGUCGAUGAUCUAUGAUUUUGUUCGGUCAUUGAUUUACAAAAAAUAUAUGAUAUACCACUGCGAUGUUUAAAUUCCAAUCAAGAAUUUCGGAUAUUUCUACAUAUAUGGCGUCGAGUGAUUUUUCUAUUAAUGCGGAAAAUGUGGAAAGGUAUUUUGACAGAAUAGCAUUGUCAGUAAGCGAUAAAGUGAAUUUGCAUCUAAACGAGCUUAUGAAAGUUCAUUUAUAUAUUAGAGAGUAUCGAAACGUUUUAAAUAUGCUCCAUAACAGUGCCGUUGGUAUAAAUUUUAAUUAUUUGCACUUCGAAGAGAAAAUUAUUUGUUAGUUUAUUUCACGUUUGUGUGAUUGCAAUCAGUUCAAGUGUAGCAUGCAAAAGAUCGAUAAGGAAGUGACUCGAUGUUAUCAUAAAGAAUUUUUCUUAAACGUCAGAAUUAUUUCAUAAGUUGUAGCAAGAGGUUAAGCAUGUUCGUAUGUUUUGACAGAUAAUUUCGUAAUUAGAUUACGAAAUGUGAAAUUACAAUAGUCGAUCGAUUUUCUUAUUCUGUAUUUAAAAUAUGCUUCUCUAAUGUAUAUAAUUUGUAAAAUAACGAAAUUUUUCUACACCAUUACGAUGCCGUUCAAAUUUCAUUUAAAGAGAAGCCGUCAAUAUAAUGUAGUGUCCAAAAAUCAAUAUGUAAUAUGUAUAGAAUUAUUGGACACUACGUCGAUAGAAUGUACUUUAAAUAUUGACAGUUUGGGUCAAGAAUGCCUGGAUAAUAUUGUACAACGAUUAGGUCUCGUACAGCCUGAAUUUUUUGGAUUGCGUUAUAUAAGCCGACAUGGUUCUCCUUCUCCUCGAUGGGUAGACAUGGAUAAACCGUUAAAACGGCAACUUGAGAAAGAAGCCAAGAAUUUUAGUUUGUAUCUAAGAAUUAUGUACUAUGUGACAGAUGUUCAAUUUAUACAGGAUGAAAUGACAAGGUAUCAUUAUUACCUUCAGUUAAAAAGCGACGUACUAGAAGGUAGAAUUCAUUGCAAUUCUAGACAAGCUAGUCUCUUAGCAAGCUAUUCCAUGCAAGCUGAAUUUGGUAAUUACAAUACAGAAAGACAUACAACGGAAUGUUUACAACAAUGUACCUUCUUUCCCAAGGAUGUAAUACAAUCAGAACCAGGCGGACUAGAUGUUUUAUUGCAUAAUGCAGUGUGUCAGUAUAAAAAUUUGAUCGGUGUGACGCAAGCAGCAGCGGAAGAAUUAUAUAUUUCUGUAGUUAUGCAAUUAGAAGGAUAUGGUAAUGAAACGUUUCCUGCAAAGGAUAGCAAUAAUUCUGAAGUUAUACUCGGUGUAUCUUUAAACGGAAUUAUGUUGGUUUGCCCUAAAUCUCAAACAACGCACUUUUAUAGAUGGAAAGAUAUUAGUAAUGUAAUAAAUCAUAAAAAAACAUUUAGAAUAGAGUGUCAGUCUGAAAGUGAAGAUGCCAAACAAUUUAUAUUUAAUGAGUCGCGUGAUGCGAAAUAUGUAUGGCGUCUUUGCAUAGCACAACACACAUUUUAUAUGCAGCAUCAAGAAUCACGACCUUCGGAAAGGUCUAAUAAUGGAUAUUUUGAUAGCGAUACGAAUGACUCUGGAGAACAAGCUGUAUCUAUGGAAAAUCGAACAGUGGACGAUCAUAUGCAUUGGACGAGCUACAAUGAUCUUUCGACUUCUCCUUAUCCUGUAGUCUCAGUUUCUUCUACUGAAAUUAAUAAUUUACGUGCCUUACUACCGUCCUAUAGGCCAGCGCCAGAUUAUGAAACGGCCGUUCAAAUGAAAUAUAAUAAUGGAGGAAAUGCUCCUCAGCCUUAUUAUGCAAAUCAGUCUACUAUCGUUGGACAGGAUAUUUCGUGCCUUCUUGGUAAUGUGGUAAAUAGAAGUAGAUAUUAACUUAAAAAUUAAUAUCCGCAUCGCAUGAUUUGAAUAUUUUUAAUAUUUUAAAUAUACGAUCGCGUUAUAUUUACGCAACCAAAUAUAUAUUUUUUGAAUAGCA
Molecule: messenger RNA, 2120 nt
Organism: Vespula pensylvanica (western yellowjacket)
Lineage: Eukaryota; Metazoa; Arthropoda; Insecta; Hymenoptera; Vespidae
Gene: Pez
Product: tyrosine-protein phosphatase non-receptor type 14
Exons: 7
Coding region: 683-2017 (444 amino acids)
Cellular component (GO): cytoskeleton
Molecular function (GO): protein tyrosine phosphatase activity; cytoskeletal protein binding
Source: RefSeq, a predicted model, not a curated record